GGAGAGAAGGGAGCACGCGUGUCUCUGUACUACUGCAGACAGAGUUGCAGAUAACCGGGCGAGAGAAAGGCAAGCAGGACAAGAAACUCCACACACAGCCAUCAUGCAUUUUAACUUGUUCAAGAAAGCAGAGCAGCCUGCUGAGGCUCAUACAGUGCCAAGCACCACAGAGCCGCCUAUUGUUUCCCAGGAGAAUUCCACUGCUGUGGCUGGAUCUGGAGACAAAGGUGCUGAUGCCUUCAGAAAGAUCCAACAGCAGCUUAUGAAUCAGAUCAACAAGAUUCCACUGCCACCAUGGGCCAUCAUUGCCAUAGCCGUAGUAGCUGGGCUGCUGAUCAUCACCUGCUGCUUCUGUAUCUGUAAGAAAUGUUGCUGCAAAAAGAAGAAAGGAAAAAAGGAGAAAGGAAAAGGGAAGAAAAACGCUAUGAACAUGAAGGAUAUGAAAGGGUCUGGCGGGCAGGAUGAUGAUGAUGAUGCUGAGACUGGUUUAACAGAGGGUGAGGAUAAGGAGGAGGAAGAGAAGGAAGAAGAGAAGCUGGGAAAGCUGCAAUUCUCACUGGACUAUGACUUUCAAAGCAACCAGAUCCAAGUUGGGGUCAUACAGGCCACAGAAUUACCUGCAUUGGACAUAGGAGGUACAUCAGAUCCCUAUGUGAAGAUUUUCUUUUUGCCAGAUAAGAAGAAGAAGUACGAGACCAAAGUUCAUCGGAAGACACUUAACCCCAUCUUUAAUGAGACGUUCACUUUUAAGAUUCCUUAUCAAGAACUUGGUGGAAAGACCCUAUGUAUGUCCAUAUAUGACUUUGAUCGUUUCUCUAAACACGACAUCAUUGGGGAAGUGAAGGUCGCUAUGAACACAGUAGACCUUGGGCAGCCAAUUGAAGAGUGGAGGGACUUGCAGAGUGCAGAAAAAGAGGAGCCUGAGAAGCUAGGUGAUAUCUGUAUUUCCCUACGUUAUGUUCCCACGGCUGGAAAACUGACUGUCUGUAUCCUGGAAGCCAAGAAUCUGAAAAAGAUGGAUGUUGGUGGCUUGUCAGAUCCCUAUGUGAAGAUUCAUUUGAUGCAGAAUGGGAAGCGCUUGAAGAAAAAGAAGACAACAGUGAAGAAGAAGACUUUAAACCCAUACUUCAACGAGUCUUUCAGUUUUGAGAUUCCAUUUGAGCAGAUCCAGAAAGUGCAAGUUGUAAUCACUGUCUUGGACUACGACAAACUUGGUAAGAAUGAAGCUAUUGGCAAGAUCUUUGUUGGAUGCAGUGCCACAGGAACCGAGCUUCGACAUUGGUCAGAUAUGCUGGCCAACCCACGGCGCCCUAUUGCCCAGUGGCACCCACUGAAGCCAGAAGAAGAAGUGGAUCUUGCACUCGGCAGCAAGAAGUAAAGAGCCAUUACACACAAUAUUCCCCUUGUCCUAUUACUUCAACCCUCACACUCUGCUGUGCAGACAUAAAGUUACACAAGUUCUGCUCACCCACCGGCUAUCCCUAUCACACAGCAGCCAGGACUUAUGGAACACAUCUAAGAGGUGGCAGUACAAAACAGACUCUUGUAGGUAUUUAAAAGGAUGAUUCCUACCAUUGUAAACAAGCUCUUGAAGUUGAUUAGGAAUGGUAGACAGUUGUCCUCCUCUUUCAUGUGUUCUAGGCAGUUUUUCUAUUGUACUUUUAAGUUGGUGGGUAAAGGAAAAAUGUUUGACAUACUGGUCUUCCAAAACAUACGUUUGAAAAUUCUAUCGCUAUAGAAAGUCACUGGGCCAUCCACAAAAUAGAUCAUCUCAGUCUCUUGUAAGGAUUGAGAAGCAAUUCUAAUUUGGGAACUAUAUUCUUAUGUAUUUAAUUUUAAUAAAUGAUUAAUAUACGUUUUUGUAAAUUAAUUUUUAUAUUAGUAACUUACAAAUAGAUUUCACAUUUUUAUUUCUUAAUUUUAUUUUAUAAUAUGUAUAUAUUUAGCAUUUUAAUUUUACUUUCCUAGACUUUAUGAUAAAAACCUCUAAAUUCUUAAAACAUGUCCCAUGCUGUAUAUCAGUGGCAGAGCUCAUUAUGGCAUCUUAGAUUUUUGCAAUACAGAAUUACGUCUUCCAUUUUUUAUUUUUUAAAGUAAGCAUCUUCUACCGUAUAUAGCGCCAAGGAUGGGGUAUAAUUGCUGUACAUUAAAGCUCAAGAAGUUUUAAUCCUUUCUUGGGAUGAAUUUACGUAUUUCUUUCAUUAUGUCACCAAAUGCAAGUGAAAGUGAUAAUGCCACAAUAAUUAAUAGAAGCAAAAUCAUUAAGAAGUUUACAUUAUUAACAGAUGGUAUUGGAAAAUUGAUGAAGUGUUAUAUAAAUAUUAGCAGGUGAGCUACUGUGCAGAAAAUCAGGUUUAGGUAUAGAGAGCCCGAAGUGGACCUUAAAUUGUUUUUGUAUGUCUGUCAUACUACAUGGGGUUGUGUCACUAAUAAGAACUGUUGGACAGAUGGUAUGUGUAAAUAAGCAGGACAUGAUUCCAGGAUGUAGAGUUUUUUUUAGGAUUCACUGAUACAUAGUAAAUGUACAUAGGAGUGUAGCAAAACAAAAGCAUGGUCUAUUUCGAGUUUGUUAUCCUCACCAGUCGCCUAAUUAAGCGUAAUCUAGGUGCUUGGAAUCCAUUCAACUUAAUCCAUCAAAACCAUUCAACUUAAUCCAUCAGUCCAAAAGAGAGAGUUUAAAACAGUAUUCUGAAGUGCUAUUGACUUUGGGGGAGUUUUAUAAAAACAUCUAAAUACAAGUGAAGUUGCUAAUAGCAACCAAUCAGAAUGUGACAGUAUGUACUUUAUAAAUGAUAUAAUCUAAUUGGUUCCUAUGUGCAACUGCUCCACUUUGAUGAACAAAGAACAAAACAGACUAUUUAAAAUAGGAUGAAAUAUAAUAUUUCAGGUUACGCUCUACUUUUUAAAAAUGCCCAUACACAUGCUAAUGUGUUACGUAUUAACCUGUUAAUAAGGCACUCUUUGCUACCUGUAUUUUAUAUUCACCAUUUCAAUUAACAAUCUUUUGUCCAAUUUCCUCUUCACCAAUCUAAGAGACUAAACACUAAAUCAAACACUGUUACACAACAAUCCAUUGACUCAAACAUAAUUACUAUCACGCCUGUAGUAAACUAUUUAUAAAAUGAUGUAAUUUAAUUUUUUUACAAUAUUAGAUUAAAUAUAGUCAAUAUUAGAUUAAACCUAGUCUAAAGGAAUGUCCGAGAUUGUGAUGUAUAAAUAAUAAUAAUAGGUCAUGUCUAAAUGCAAAUAAAAGGCACAGGCAAAUGUUAGUUCUCCUUGGUUUAGGACAUCAUUCAUCAAUUCAUAGAUAUAUGCAAAUGAUAUAUUUGCAUAUAUCUAUUUGCAUUUAUCUAUUUAUUUGCAUAUUUGCUGAUUCUCCAAGCUUAGACUGCAGGAGAGAGAGUUGAACGGAUUGGUGCAUAUCAUUCAGUCAGUGGACAGCUGUACUAAAGGAUUUGGUUUUGCUGGUAAGCACAAAAACAAGAUUUAGGUUUUGAUAUUACUGAAUGAAAAAGGUGUAGUUGUACUGACUUAGGAGGUUGUUGUUGCAAGAUACUUUAUCUCAGUCAUACAAUUCAUUUUACAGAGCUGCUAUGAAUGUGCAAAUGUACUUUACAAAAUGGAAUGGUGGAUAAGUAGGCACUACAAAAAAUAUCUGACUGGAGUAAAGAGUGGUGGAGUUUGUAUACACUUUGGGAUGAUUAUAUGCAGUAUAUAGCAUAUGGACAAUUUUAAUUUGUUGUAUGGGACAUUAUACAGUAACCUACCUCUUAAAAUUCAUUAAAGUGAGCUACACAAUGAUUCUGUGCUCAUGAAUAGAUGGAGUGACAAACAAUGGGAGACAGCAUACGUUCAACUGUAUAUGUAAUGUGCCAGGUCCAUUCAGAUGUACCGCACUCACAUACAUUCUCUAUUGAGUCAGGAUGCAUAUUCCUUACUGAGGGCAGGAUGUACUAAGCAUAAAAAUGUGGGCAAAACUCCAAAAAUGCAGUUUUCCGAGUUUUGGGCGCAUUUCCUUAUGUACAAAACUCUGGAAAGUAUUGCAUUUCGGAGCUUGGUACAUUUAGAAAUGUGUCCAAAACUCUGAAAAUCACAUUUAUUAACUCUGGAAUUUACCCAAUAAAUGUCGGGAUGUAUCGCAACGUGGAUGUAAUGCGUAGUACAUCCCACCAUUAGUCAGGUGAAAUGUCUCAAGCUUAUUCCGUGUGUACAUGUAUGAUUACAAUACAAUGAGCUGAUCCAAAAGUAAAACACUACAAGUGGGAAGACUGAUUACUAAAACCCAGAGGCGUAGGGUGGAGACAUGACACCCGGAGCAGGGUCAUGUCGCGGCUCCCCCACCCACCACCACACAUACAUACAUACAUACAUACAUACAUACAUAAAUAAAUAAAUAAAUAAAUAAAUAAAUAUAUACAUAGAUUCACACACAUUUAGGCACAGACAUACAUAAACACAUACACAGAUAUAUACACACACAUAAACACACUAAUAUACACACAGAUAUACAUAAACAUACACAUAUACACAGAUGUAUAUAUAUAUAUAUACACACACACACAAAUAUACACACAGAUAUACACAGACAUACAUAUACACAGAUAUAUACACACACUCAUAUACACAGUACACCCACAUAAAUAUACACACAGAUAUAAACAGACAUACAUAAAAACACACAUAUACACAGCUAUAUACACAGACAUACACAUAUACACACAGACAUACAUAAAUACACACAUAUACAUAGACAUAUACAUACCGGCAUACAUAAACACACACAUAUACUCACACAUACUGUCAGGGGUGUAUCUAGGGGUCCGAGCACCCCUGGCAAAGUAGGAACAGGCGCCUCCCACUCAUAUUUGAAAUACGGAAGUUGCCAAAAAAGGGACGUGGCCACACAAUAGUACCCUUAAUUCAUAUUGCACCACACAGUAAUGUCCGUUAUUCACAUUAUGCUACACAGUAGUACCCCUUGUCUAAUACCCCAUUUCUAACAUUAACAGGAAGACCUGUGAGUGAUGGCAGCUACUUUACUACAGCCUAUAUAUAUGUGUAUAUAUAUAUAUAAAACACUCUCCGGGUGCGGCAAUCCUGGCUUCACAAAGACGCAAGACACUAGCGUAGUCAAUAACGUGUGUGUGUGUGUAUAUAUAUAUAUAUACAUACACAUAUACAUUUCUCUUUGAAGAGGAGGCACCUGAGUCCCUGUCGAUGUCCCCCAUCCCGGGAAAGUUCCUCACACACAGGAAUUGCCGGCAAUGACCACAGAAGGCAGCAGCUGCAGCCACUGUUCUUGGCGCCGAGGUCCGGUCACCGCUCCGCA
Messenger RNA from Pseudophryne corroboree (corroboree frog), 5329 nucleotides. Its product is annotated as synaptotagmin-2-like. Bases 104 to 1378 code for a protein of 424 amino acids. Gene Ontology annotation, biological process: calcium ion-regulated exocytosis of neurotransmitter; cellular response to calcium ion; regulation of calcium ion-dependent exocytosis. Lineage: Eukaryota; Metazoa; Chordata; Amphibia; Anura; Myobatrachidae. The transcript has 9 exons. Gene Ontology annotation, cellular component: dense core granule; synaptic vesicle membrane; plasma membrane. Gene Ontology annotation, molecular function: calcium ion binding; phosphatidylserine binding; syntaxin binding. The record is from RefSeq and is a predicted model, not a curated record.